UUGUCUGUUUAUACCAAGCCAUUCUCUGUUGUUGGUUAUCUCGUUUUGAUUCUAUUUUCCCUCGACUAUCUGGCUUACCUGCUCUAGUCUGUUUUCAUAAUUGCCUAACCUUUGCCUAUCUCCAUUUUUUAUCUUUGCCCUAUACUUUAGAUUGUUGUAUUCUCAUUAAAGCUGCCAUACCUGCAUUUGCUUCUGUCUCAGCCUCCAUUACAUGACAUUAAGAAACAUUGAAUGCAGCUAUGAUGUAGGGUAAUUGAUUUGAUGCAAUCUAAAGCUGACAAAGUGAGACAUGGAAGAAUACAGCCCAUUUGACAGGACAGGCUUAUCAGCUUUCUUUGGCCUAUUCAUAAUUUAUCACUUGUGCCUGAGCAGUCACUGACAUUCUCUUUUUCUCUUUCUUCUCUCCUCUACUCUCAUUUGGCCUUCUGGACGCAAACAUGCCGCACAUAACGAUACCAUCUAACACUAAAAGUUAUAGAGGGACUACUGUUGCUUUGAUUCAACGUGUCGAGUCAUGAGUUUUUGAAAUGUUUGCAGCAGCCACCAAGAACUUUGUGAAGCAGGUCGGGGAUACCGGCCGGCUGAUUCCCGUCCCGAGCCUUAGCGAGGCCGACCGAUAUCAGCCUCUCAGCCUGGUGACCAGGAAAAGGAGGAGGUAUUUCUGGAAAAAGAACAAAUAUGGCUCGACACCAUUCUCGCUCAAGGACAUACUUGUGGGAGAAAAGGAGAUCACUGCAGGAGUGUCCUCUUACCAGCUUCUCAACUAUGAAGACAAGUCAGACGUGUCUUUAAACGGCCGUCUGGGCAACCACCUGAUUCACGAAGUGGGCGUCAACAUCAGUGGUUCGGACUCCGUGGCGGUCAAAGCGUCCUUUGGGGUUGUGACCAAACAUGAGGUGGAGGUUCCGACCUUACUACGGGAGCUGAACUCGAGAAAAGUGGACCUGGAUCACUGUCUGAUCCGUCAGUCUAAGGACAGUGGGCGGACCGUAUUGUGCGUCGUCAUGGAGAGUAUUCGCACCACACGACAGUGUUCUCUCACUGUCCAUGCUGGCAUGCACGGUGCUACCAUGCGGUUUCAGAUAGAUGACAUCCAUAAUCCCAGAGGCCGUGACAAAUCCAUUGUAAUUCCCGCCCACACUACCAUAGCCUUCAGCAUCUUUGACCUUUACGUGCGACUUGAUGGACGUCUCGAUAUCUGUGUAGCACCGGAGUCUGUUGGAGGCUUUGAGAAAGAACAGAUGCGUGAGCAGCUCGGAGGAUUCAUUGGCAGGUUUUCGGUCGGCAGGCUGCGAAGGUUCCUCUCAGGAAUCAUUUAUGGGAACCCCUUCAGAGCAGACGACAGAACCUUCGAAGAGCUUACACACUCUGACCUGUACAUGGACGACGUGGUGGAUUACUAUGAGAAGGCGGCCAGCAUGACUGACCUGUCCACAUCAUACCUGCGUGAAGACAAGCACACCCGAGUUAACCUGCUCAACCAUAACAUCCCCAAAGGCCUGUGUGCUCUCUGCAGCAAGUCCCACCAGCGCCGAGAGACCGUCUACGGCUGCCUCGAGUGCUCCUCUGGUGGGCAGAAGUAUGUGCGCCUACAUGCUGUGCCAUGCUUUGACCUGUGGCACAAAAGCUUACGGUGAGGACUCCAUGUGCUGAAGAAUUACAGAAUGUGGAUACAGAUUAUAUUUUGAAAAGAUCUAGGGUUAGGACAGCACCAGGGAUCUGGUACUUAAAUAUUCCACGUGUGUCUUCAGUUCAAUUCAAUUCAAGUCGUGUAACAUUUUUAACAAGCAUUACAGAAAUUCAGAUCCCUAAUCAACAAGCCAGAGGUUCCUUCACAGAAACCUGGUGAGGAAUUGGACUCAAAAUGGAACCCGUCAUAUUCUGGGUGACACCGGAUAGUGGGAUUAUAAAUCAUUACUGUAUACAAGUGUAGAAGAGGAAAGACAGACAGUACAGCGUGUGUUUAUAGGAUGUUCAUUAUGUAGUAGAUGAGCGCAGGACAGGCUAUGAUUACAGCAGCAGCUCUUGGGUACAAAUCUACAGUAUCCAGCUGAGAUUAAACACUGACAAAGGCAAGACUUGGGCAUAAAAGCAGAAAAAGUUUGUCUUCUCGAAAUGGUUUUCAAUGGAGCUUCACUAUUACAUCUAGCUCAGGAUUAUGGCAUCAGCCUGAUAAAGAUAACCCUACAUAACUGCCAUUUAUAACAGUCUGUUCUUCAUCUUUCAGGAUGAAAGGUCUUAAUUAGAACUUGUUAUUAGAACAACGGUGCUUAUCAUAUUGUUUACACACCAGUCCAGAUCUUUCUCAGAUAUCGCAUGCAAGACAGCAGAUCCUCUUACACUCCCAUGAUCACCAGCUGCUGAACUCUCCAUCACCCACACACACAGGAGUGUGAAUAAUUAAGAUGGUGAUAAAUUAACCAGUGGACCGUAUGAGGGUAGAGCAGGAAGUGGGCGGUCUUAUUUCAGGUGAGAACUGGGUUGUGUUUUUGUUUCCACUCCGAAUUCAGGGCAGGUUUAACAGUGAAAGCCCAAACAGGGGAAAGGUUACUGAAGUGAGCAGCAGAGACCCAUUACCUGCAUCAAGCAGAGCCGUUUGGGUGUGUGAGAAAUCUUGUGUACAACUACACUUGUAAUCAAAUUGCUGAUGUAUAGCCUAGGAAUGAACCACUUUAGGACAUCCUGUUAUAGGAAAAUAAUGAACAUUGUUGUUGAUUACUUUCCUAUAACAUCAUGACACAAAAUAUUUUAUUCCUUACAGAACAAACUUUAAUAGUGUGACCUCUAGAGAUGUAAAAUUCGCAUAAAUGUACACUUUUCCUCGUGUCUGAAUUAAGUGGUUCUUUCUGUUUUGUUUUUGGAAUAAUACUUCAUUGCUGAAAA
Molecule: messenger RNA, 2883 nt
Organism: Ictalurus punctatus (channel catfish)
Lineage: Eukaryota; Metazoa; Chordata; Actinopteri; Siluriformes; Ictaluridae
Gene: pjvk
Product: pejvakin
Exons: 6
Coding region: 528-1637 (369 amino acids)
Biological process (GO): programmed cell death
Cellular component (GO): cytoplasm
Source: RefSeq, a predicted model, not a curated record